UGGUCGAUGCAGCGGCUCCACGACCAGUCGGACGCCAGAUACCGCCAGGCCGACGCGGCCCUAUUCGUGAGGUACCUUGAGGACCAUACCGGGUUUGCGCAGAUGGGACCCAGCGAGUUCGACGUCAAGAGGCGGCUGUACGAGGCGCCCGGCUUCGACUGGGAGAAGGAGGUCGAGGCGUUGCACUCCAAGCCGUACGUGGUCAUGGAGCUG
Molecule: messenger RNA, 213 nt
Organism: Prorocentrum cordatum
Lineage: Eukaryota; Dinophyceae; Prorocentrales; Prorocentraceae
Source: the annotation of a GenBank genome assembly